Dothidotthia symphoricarpi CBS 119687 is the source of this 2419-nucleotide messenger RNA. RefSeq lists its product as uncharacterized. NCBI's taxonomy places the organism in Eukaryota, Fungi, Ascomycota, Dothideomycetes, Pleosporales, Dothidotthiaceae. The record is from RefSeq and is a predicted model, not a curated record. Bases 362 to 2404 code for a protein of 680 amino acids. The transcript has 3 exons.
GCAGGCCCUCGCAUGCAACACCAGGGAUGUGCCAACCUCCUCGCGCGAAACAGGCGUUUUCGAAAGGCGGACGCUUCAUCGCAUGAUCUCUUGAGAGAUGAAGAGUUUGGUUAUUCUAACUUAAGCCUUAGUGGCUUUAUGAAGUCCACUCUGGUAUCUUAUCUUACAGGUAUACUUCUUUCCCUACAGAGUACAUACUUUGCGUUGUCACUUCGCACCGUUCUGAGUGUUGCGUCGCCCGUGUUUCCUGCGCAAACUCCCUCAUACAGUAGUAGGAAGUUAAUAUCACGUUCCUGCAUAAUCCCCAUCUACACCCUCAAGCAGACAAAGAACCUAUACCCUGGGGACUUGCCCCUCGACAAUGAGCAACCCGAGAUUAUUACCGGAAUCCUCCAACUCAUAUCGUCGCAAUCCUGUUGAUGUUGGGGAACAUGAUGAUCAUCCUCCACCAUCUUACAGGGCGUCAGUCCAGGAAGCAUCUUCGCUAGACCUUGCUCAACGACUUGAGACAAAACUCGCAACAUAUAACAGAUCCCAAAAUCUCUUUAAAAGAUGGUUGUUCGAGAUCGCUAGCUUGGUGACUAGUGCACUUUGUAUGGCCGCUAUCGUCGGGAUACUUCUAUCUUCCAAAGACCAACCUUUGAGCCAGCGAUCACAAGCUCUCAACAUCGUAAAUGUUCUGUCCAAGAUUGCAUCCGCUACGUUGAUCCUGCCAAUAUCCGAAGCAAUCGGCCAACUGAAAUGGGCCUGGUUCCAUGGCAGCAAAUCCAAAGAGAUGAUCGACUUCGAGAUCUUCGAUAAAGCAUCUCGAGGGGCAUGGGGCUCUUUUUUGCUGCUCUUCCGUACCAAAGGAAGAUCUUUAGCCGCUCUUGGUGCAGUUUUGACUCUCCUCCUACUCGCCACCGACACGUUCCUCCAACAAGUGACCGACCUACCGGAACGUUGGAUCUUGGAUGGUCAUGGUGAAAUCCCUAGGGUUGUCCGUUAUGAGGGAGAUAACGGGAUCGUCCUUGGGGAAGGAGUGCCGCUUCUCUUAGACGAAAUCAACCUCCGGGAGAUCACUUUCAAGUACUUUUAUUACAACGGUACGCAGCCUGUCAUGUUCGGUAACGGAACUAGACCCGAGAUUUCGCUUUCUUGUCCUUCAAGUAGGUGUGAGUGGGAUGCGUACCAGUCGUUGGGAUUAUGUAGCGCCUGCACAGAUGUUUCUCAGCUUCUUACGUAUGCUUGCCUCACGACCAGGUUGGAUUGGUUGUCAGAAUUGAUUGGGGCUCCAGACACGUACCCAAAUGGGACUGCCUGUGGCUAUUGGCUCAACGCUACGAGUACAACACCAUUCCUCGCGUCCGGUUAUAGAAUCAACUCCACUUCUGACCCCACUCCUGGCGAAGCUCUCCUCCUUCGGACACUACCUCUGAUUACGCCUCCUACCAGAAAUACUUUGUUUGGCGGCUCAAUCAAUUUUGACCAUGUAUACUAUCCACUCCUGGAUGCUCUCAUCAUCAGUGCAGCAGAUGGUUCCAUCGAGAGCGUUUACCGGAAGGAACGUCCAGUUGCCCAAGAAUGCAUGCUCGCGUGGUGUGUCAAAACUAUCGAAUCCUCCUACCACGAAGGCAACUACGAAGAAGUGGUCACCGAAACUUUCCUGAACGCGACAGAUGAACAUUACCCUCACCCUUGGGUAAGCACCGAAGUUAUCUCACGAGGUGAGAAAGCAUGGGAUGUUUUCUUCGAAACAAACAUCAGUAUGUACCCUCCAUCAGCGGACCGGUCCACCGAUGGGUAUGGUGUUUCGAACGAAACUUUCGCGAGAGCAGCCGUUCUAUUCGAUGACAUGUUUCCUUCUUCCAUAACUGUCGCAAAUGAUACAGCACAGCCAUUUUGGAAAGUCAAAGUCUGGGUCGAGGAACAAAACAAUCUCCGCGUCUAUACCCACUGCCCGUGGCUCGCUCCAAAUAACGUUACUCAGUAUAUUGAUCGGCUUGCCACUGCCAUGACUAACAUCGUCAGAUCUCAUUGGAGUAAUGAGCUUGUGGUAGGAAGGGCAUAUACUCGAAUCACUUUCAUAGCAGUUCACUGGGAGUGGCUGGCCUUUCCGCUUGUUUUACUUUUGUUAAGUUUGAUCUUUUUGUUUGCCACUAUAGUUAAGACUUCCAAGAGGACAGACGAGGAUAUGAAUAUCUGGAAGACAUCGGCGAUGCCUGCCUUGAUAUACAGCUUGCCGAAGGACGUACGAAAAGAUUUUACGCCCUCACACAAUUGGGACAGUUCUUACAAAAGCAAGGCGAAGAAAGUGAAGAUCAGACUCCUUCCGAACCAGGGCUGGAGGGUUUCAGGCCAGGUGUGUACAUCUCCAACACUAGUUCGCAGAGUGGACAAUCGAGCACCUCCCGGGUGGAUAUAGCAUGGAAAGGAAGAG